AUGCAGGUGGUCCAGGUUCCCCCCCAAAGCGAAGGGUCUGUACACCGAAAAGACUUCUCCUCCCCAUCGGCGGCAAGCAGAACGAAGGGGAAGAAGAACUCCAAGGAUCGGGCCAAAAAAGGAUCGCCGGCGAAGCUGAAUCCCAUCCGCCCUCUCCAAAUAUGGUCCCCGAUGAAGGACAAGAGAACAAAAUCGAAGACGAGGAUGGCGGCUCUCACGCUCCAGGAGAUUAAUGCGUGGACAGAAGCAGCUCACUCGUCCACGAAACGCACGCCAACUGAAGGAGGGAGUGAUGUUCCAGCCUCGGCUUCGGGACAGAGGGUUUCGCACGGUGACCCGCAAUCUCCAGCGGUCUAA
Molecule: messenger RNA, 357 nt
Organism: Linum trigynum
Lineage: Eukaryota; Viridiplantae; Streptophyta; Magnoliopsida; Malpighiales; Linaceae
Source: the annotation of a GenBank genome assembly